UUGAGGUUUUCCAGUUGGUAUCUUAUUCAAUUUUUGCAAAGCAAUUUUUAGUUUGGAAAUGUUUUUUUUGUGUUAUUCGUUCACUUGUUUUUCGUUGUUGCUUUUCGAGUUAGUGAGCUCAGAAAAAUUACCUGAUGAUUUCAAGAAGUGCUCAAUGAAAGAUACAGAAUGCCUAAAGGAUGCCAUACAAGAUGCUCUUCCGAAACUUGAGAAUGGGAUUCCCAAUCUUGGAGUUCCCUCCCUAGAUCCUCUUUAUAUUGGAGAGAUGGUGAUAGGAGCUGGAGCCAAUGCUGUUGACGUUGUACAGAGAUUUGAAAAUGCCGAAUUGAUUGGACUUUCAAAAUCGAAAAUAAACGAUUUGAUGUUCGACAUUGAUAAAGGCAAAAUCUCAAUCAAAUUCAUAGCUCCAGUCGCUCAUUUGAACACUUCAUACAAAAUUGAUGGUAAAAUCCUUGUUCUUCCGAUCGUUGGACACGGACAAGGAUCCCUCAAACUUGAGGGUUUUCAGGGAGACAUAGAAUUUGACGUUGAGAUCUAUUCAAAGAGAAAUGAAAAAUAUCUGAGAGCAAAGAAAUUCACUUUUGAAAUAGUUCUGAAUAGGGUGGUAUUCUAUAUGGAUAAUCUCUUCGAUGGAAACAAACUGCUUGCCGACAAUAUGCUCAAAGUUCUGAAUGAUAAUUGGGAACCGUUGUACAAAGAAGUCAUCGCUAAGUACGCUGCUUAUUAUGGCAAAUCUUUGACGGAAUUGAUGAACAAACUAUUCGCUAAAGUACCCAUAUCGGAGCUAUUUCUGGAUUGAUGAUGUUUUCGGGAUGAAUACUAAGGAUCUAUAGGUGCAAGGACUUAAUUAAUGAACAUAGCUUGUUGACAAAAUUUUAACCUCAUUCGUUUAAUAUAGACAGUUUCCUGACAGA
Messenger RNA from Harmonia axyridis, 914 nucleotides. Its product is annotated as protein takeout-like. The transcript has 5 exons. The record is from RefSeq and is a predicted model, not a curated record. Lineage: Eukaryota; Metazoa; Arthropoda; Insecta; Coleoptera; Coccinellidae. Bases 59 to 799 code for a protein of 246 amino acids.